This is a messenger RNA of Stomoxys calcitrans (stable fly), 2981 nucleotides long. Its product is annotated as putative phosphatidate phosphatase. Bases 1466 to 2818 code for a protein of 450 amino acids. Gene Ontology annotation, biological process: phospholipid dephosphorylation; phospholipid metabolic process; signal transduction. The record is from RefSeq and is a predicted model, not a curated record. Lineage: Eukaryota; Metazoa; Arthropoda; Insecta; Diptera; Muscidae. Gene Ontology annotation, molecular function: phosphatidate phosphatase activity. The transcript is spliced from 7 exons.
GCAAAUCCCCACACACUCAGUUGUUUGAAUACAUUUGCCAGUGAUACAAGGCAACGGAAGACGUAUGACGGUAGUGCUCGAAUUGCAUUGGGCACACAUAACGCUUAUGCGCAUGCAAUACACGUUCGGUACGGAAAUGCACGUCGUUCGUUUGUAAAUAUUUUCAUAAAGUGAUUUGUGCAAGAAAAUAAACAAACAAACACACUUGUCAACCAUCUGCACUAAGACGACAACAGCUGGUGGCGGUCGUCAUAACAAAAGGAUUAAGCUAAGCGUGCGCCAAGUUAAAGAAAACCAAAGCCCGCGGAUUAAAACAAGUGGCCGACGGACGAGUGAUGACAUUUUAUAUGCUCAUGUGAGAUUAAAUUUCUUUAUAAUCGCCUGCAAGUGUCUAUUUGGAGAAGAGUGUCUUUAUAUGACCAUAUAAAUUUACAAAAGUUAAUGGCACUCCUUAUGAUUUUAAUUCAAAAAACAAAAGUUUGUGAUGGUUGUGCAGUGUAAAAUUUGUACAAACAAAAAAAUUUAAAUAAAUAAAACUGGAAUAAUUAAAUAGAAAUUUGACAAAAGUUUUUUAGAAAUAAUAGACUUUGAUUGUAAAGUGCCGCAAACAAAUUAAACAAUAAAGACAAGUUUUUCAAAAACUAAACUGAUUUGGAGACAUAUCUAGAAGUGCAAUUUUUAACUUUAGCUUUUCAAGAAAACGGAUAAAAUAACAUUCGCCUAUAUGGAUAUUCCUUGCAAUUACAAUUAAAGGUAUUUCUUUUGUGUGAAUUGGUAAUCAUCCGAAAAAAGGCUAAGGCUAACGCAUAAACAAAAGAGUCCAGAAUCCCAGAAGACAAUCACUGCAUCAGUGAUCCCAAAAAAAUCUAUGGAAGAAAUUCACAUGUCAUCGAUAAACAAAGGAGGGAAUCAACCAUACCACAAUCAUAGCAUACAUCGAACAUAAGCAAUGAUCAGGUGAAACCCAUAAGUAUUCCACUGAAAUCGAAGUCAUCAUCAGAUCAUUGUCAAACAGAUCAUCGUCAUCAUCAUCAUCAUCAGCAGCAGCAGCAGCUCACCCUCAGCCAUAAUUUGCUUUGCCGUUCAUCCACAUAUCCGCCUCAUGUAUGGACGAUGGUAGCAAACGACACUUCAGCAGACUACAUACAUUUUUUGUGGAUUUUCAUAUUAAAUUGAUAGUGAAUUGAUAGGAGGUCUGCUGCAUUGGUCUACAUCUGGCGUCUUGGUUGUUAAAGCAACUCGUGACGUCACAUUUUUCAUACAUCUCACAGAGAUACUAGAGCAAGCCGAGAGCGAGUGGGGCCAUAAAUUCCUUGGGAAUUAUCAAAAGUGUAUCAUCGUCAUUCCCCCUCGUUUAAUUAAUCACUCUUAAGACGACACUCGCGCCGACAAGACAGCUUGAGAAACAGCUUUCCCCCUCAAGGCAGCUCCUCACAAGACACACUCAGCGCGUGAAUUCCUCAGCAUGAAUAGUUUGCGGCCUAACAGCGUUUGCGACACCACACCGCUGCAGCGUCUGGAAAGUCAGAGCAGCUGCAGUGAACCAUCUUCGCCGACAUUGAACGGGGCCACAUUGGCUGCAGCCUCCAUUUCGGCUGGCCUAUGUGGCGCUGCUGUAGCUACUGUGAGCAAGAAGGCAGCAACAGCAGGGCCUGGAGUGGCCAGCACAACAACAACAGCUCUACUCUCGCCUCGAAGUGGUGGCAACGGUGAGUGUGACAACAAUUAUCUUGGACCGGGCGCUGGGGCAAAUGGUCUAGCUGCCUCAUCUGGUGGCUGUGCCUUGAGCAUGGGCUCUGGUGGCAGUGGCAUCUCAGCUUCACCAUCGACAACAACUACAGCGAGUACGGCUAGCACCACAUUGUCAUCGCUAUCGAACCACAACAACAAUAACAAUAACAACCACAAGAACGAGAAGAGCUUGAAUAUUUUCAUCAAUUCCGGUGUUAGUGGUGGCCACAACGGUGCCCUGGUCAGUGGAGUUGGUUUGGGUCAAAAACAUAAAAUGGAAUUAUAUGGCUCGCGCAAGAUAUGCUGUCGAAUUUUUGUGGAUUUCGUUCUCUUGGCCUGCGUUGGCCUACCCAUACUCAGUUUCACAUUGUGGGGUGAAGCGUACAAACGCGGCUUCUUCUGUAAUGAUGAUUCGCUGAUGCAUCCCUACCAUGAGUCUACUGUGCCAAGUUGGAUGCUGUAUUUGAUGUGUUUUGUGAUACCGAUUUCAAUGAUAACCAUUGUUGAAUUUUUCAAAGCGAAUUCACACAAAAUGCGCAGCUUUGGCAAUUUAUCAUCGAGCAAUUAUUAUUUUUGGCAUCUGGAAAUACCCGACUGGGCAAUUGAGUGUUACAAGCGCAUUGGCCUGCUAAUCUUUGGUUCAGGUGUUUGUGAGUUGACCACCGAUAUCGCCAAGUAUUCCGUUGGACGGCUGCGGCCACACUUCUUUGCGGUUUGCCAACCAGUUUUACCAGACGGUAGUACUUGUGACAAUCCCUUAAAUGAAGGGCGUUAUAUUGAGGACUUUACCUGCCGUGCUCUUAACUACUCGUCAAAAAUCAUAAAGGAGGCACAUCUAUCUUUUCCUAGUGGACAUGCGAGUUUUACAAGCUUUACAAUGAUUUAUACAGCGAUUUAUCUCCAGAAACGUUUGACCUGUACGCGCAGCAAAAUGUUUAAGCAUUUACUACAGUUUCUGUUUCUGAUGUUCGCUUGGUACACAUCGCUGACACGUGUUUCCGAUUAUAAGCAUCACUGGACAGAUGUCUUGGCCGGUUCACUGAUUGGAACUGCCUAUGCAAUAAUAGUGACAUCCUCCAUGUGGUGACGACGAUACCGACAAAUGAUGAAUCGAAUUAAAUCUUUGAAGUUCAGAGAAUUUAACUAUGAGUGGAGGGGGAGGAGCCCCGAUCACAAGGGAGUCGAUAACAUGUUAUGUUUUUGAUUUUCUAUUCUAUUUUAAGUUGAGAUAAAAUCUCUGAAUUAUUUUA